Prosopis cineraria is the source of this 848-nucleotide messenger RNA. RefSeq names its product class-10 pathogenesis-related protein 1-like. NCBI's taxonomy places the organism in Eukaryota, Viridiplantae, Streptophyta, Magnoliopsida, Fabales, Fabaceae. Bases 112 to 588 code for a protein of 158 amino acids. Gene Ontology annotation, cellular component: nucleus; cytoplasm. The record is from RefSeq and is a predicted model, not a curated record. The transcript has 2 exons. Gene Ontology annotation, biological process: defense response; abscisic acid-activated signaling pathway. Gene Ontology annotation, molecular function: signaling receptor activity; protein phosphatase inhibitor activity; abscisic acid binding.
CUCAUGAACCAUAUCACUGCUAGCUAAGCAUAAUCGACAUCUAGCUACUCCGUACCUUCUCCUCCACUGUCCAUUGUCAUCGUCCUCACUUCUCAACAUUAAAUACUCAUCAUGGGCGUUUUCACUUUCUCCGAAGAGAACAUCUCCGCCGUUGCCCCUGCCACGCUUUACAAGGCUCUGGUCUUUGACGGCGACAAUCUCAUCCCCAAGGUUGUUGACGCCGUCCAGAGUGUCGAGAUUCUCGAAGGAACCGGUGCCCCUGGAACCAUCAAGAAGAUCAACUACCUCGAAGGAGGACAAUUGCACUAUGCGAAGCACAAGGUAGAAGCCGUGGACAAGGACAACUUCGUAUACAAUUAUACCUUGGUAGAGAGCGACACUUUCCCUGAGACAUUGGACAAGAUCGUCGUUGAGACCAAGUUGACGGCUGCCCCUAAUGGCGGAUCCGUCGUUAAGGUGACCGUUAAUUACGUGACAAAGGGAGAUGCCAAGCCUAGCGAAGAAGAGCUCAAGAUUGGGAAGCAGAAGGGAGAUGGACUUUUCAAGGCUGUGGAGGCUUAUGUGUUGGCCAAUCCCUCUUACAACUGAAGGAGCUGGUGUCAAACCAUGAUAGAUUAUAAUAUGGUGGUCCAUAUAUAUAUAUAUAUAUAUAUAUAUAUAUCUUAGCCUUGAUCACUAAUAUGAUCUUCCAUUAAUUAAUGAAGUUUAUGUAACUUUAUGGCUAAUUAAUUUGGUUUCCACCAUAUGUGCGUCUUUUGUAUUGGCUGCAAAUUGAUUUGUCCUUUCUCGUCCUUUUUCUUCUGAAUUAUAAAUGUUUCGGAUUUUUGGCACACAAGUAUUUCAUUUGA